AUGCGAAAGUUGGAAUGGGACGACAUGGGAGUGAAGGUCGACGGUCUUCAGCUACACCAUUUGCGCUUUGCUGAUGACGUCGUACUGAUAACACCUAACCGAAUUCGACGAAACAUAUGGAUGCAUCGGUCUUCAGCUGAAUCUAAAAAGACGAUGUUCAUGCGGAACGGAUGGGUCUCGGAUGCCCCAUUCACGUUCAACGGAACGAACAUAUCCGAAUGCACCAGCUACGUUUAUCUGGGUCGGGAAUUGAACAUGACGAACGACCUGACCCCCGAGCUGGGCAGGAGGAGACGAGCGGCUUGGGGAGCGUACAAGAGCAUCGAACAUGUAGUGAAGAAGACCAGGAACACCCGGCUCCGUGCUCACCUCUUCAACACCACCGUACUUCCUGCUUUGACCUAUGCUUCGGAAACCUGGACAUUUCGCAGGCACGAAGAAAACGCGGUGAGCGUCAUUGAACGCGCAAUUGAGAGAGUGAUGCUAGGAGUAUCCUGUUUCACGCAAGUGAGGGAUGAGAUUCGAAGUUCUCUCCUACGUCAGCGAUCGAAAAUUAGAAACGCCGCCGCGUUUGCCAAGGAAAGUAAAAUACGGUGGGCCGGACACGUGGUGCACUUUAACGACAACCGUUGGACCAGAGCCGUGAGCAACUGGGUUCCCCCACGAUGUUAA
This is a messenger RNA of Necator americanus (New World hookworm), 672 nucleotides long. RefSeq lists its product as uncharacterized. The record is from RefSeq and is a predicted model, not a curated record. The coding region runs from base 1 to 672 and encodes 223 amino acids. NCBI's taxonomy places the organism in Eukaryota, Metazoa, Nematoda, Chromadorea, Rhabditida, Ancylostomatidae. The transcript has a single exon.